ACUGACAGCGAAAUUCCUUGAAUGGAAUAUAUUUUUCAAAAGGUUCAUUGUAUAUAGAUGUGAAACAUAUAAAAUUAAUAUUUAAAAACACAAGUGUUUAAGAAAACUGAAUCAAUAAGAAUAAAUUAUUAAAGUGAAUCAAAGAAUGAAUAGAGUUCAAAAACUUUUUAAUCGCCAACAAGGCAUUGCAACUGAGUAUACCUAUGACUUUGCUCUACGUAGACUUUGUGUAGCAAAGGAAGACAGCUGGCGAGGAAUUUUACCGUCUAAUUACAGCUCAGAUUAUAAUCCAGAACCACCUAUAUUUUCUGCAAAAUUUUCAAAAUGUAAUAAUUUUAAGCACAUAUUAGCCAUUGCUAAUGAAGAUGGAAAGAUUGCAUUACAAGAUACUACAAAAAAGAACGAAGAACCAGAAGAACGUUCUCUUAAUGCUCCACAGUGUCAUUAUAAUGCUGUUUUUGAUUUGGAAUGGGCACCUGGAGAAAUGAAGUUUGUUUCUGCAUCAGGUGAUCACACAGCCAGCUUAUGGCAAGUAGAUGAGCAAGGAGAAAUUCGGAAUAUUCGAUCGUUUGUUGGUCAUACCCGGUCUGUGAAGACAGCAGCGUUCCGCAGACGUGAUCCAUCAGUCUUCGCAACUGGAGGAAGAGAUGGUGCAAUUAUUAUUUGGGAUACGCGUGCAAAUUUAAAUGUGGACUUAACGCCUCGUGCAGAUAACUGCAUUUAUAGUGGACAUGUUGGAGGGCCUGGAACCCCAGUAUCUCAUAGGAAACGAACACGAACACCCAAAAUGACGCCUAAUGCGACAUCCAGUAGCAUUACCGGUCUUGCAUUUCAGGACGCCAACACACUAAUAUCUUGCGGGGCUGGUGAUGGUGUUAUAAAAGUAUGGGAUCUACGGCGAAAUUAUACCGCAUAUAAGAAAGAACCUCAUCCAAAACAUAGUUUGCCAUAUGCUGGUUCCAGUACGUUUAAAGGUUUUACUAAUCUACUUGUUGACGAAUCGGGUUCGCGUUUAUUUGCUAACUGUAUGGAUAAUACAAUUUAUUCGUAUAACCUGUGUUCAUAUUCGUCUAAACCAUUGGCGGGCUACAAAGGCCUUCUGAAUAGUACUUUCUAUAUAAAAUCCUGCCUUAGUCCAGAUGGUAAAUAUUUGCUAAGUGGAAGUAGCGAUGAGAAAGCAUACAUAUGGAAUCUUAAUUAUCCUGAUGAACAAUUGGUUGCCUUGUGUGGUCAUACUGUAGAAGUAACAUGUGUUGCGUGGGGAUCUACUCACGAUUGUCCCAUUGUAACUUGCAGUGACGAUGCACGUCAUAAAAUUUGGCGCAUAGGCCCAGAAAAUAUAUCCGAUUUCGAUAAUGUGGAAUUAUAUCGGGGCCACGCCGAGUAUGUACGUCAGUUUGGUCGAAAGGCGCAUGGUUCUACACAUAAGUACAACUUGCGCGACCUCGAGAACACCCCACGUUCACUUAAGCGUAUAAUGGAACAAAAUGAACGAACUCCUAGUUCCGUCGAGAAGGUAUCAGCAAAACGCUCGUUUCUAGAAAUGUUGGGAGGGAUGGCUGGGGAAGAUGAUGGCGAAGUACAUGAACCCAAGCGACCAAAACCUUUUGAAACUAGAGGACGCCGUCUAUUUAGUCCUUCAAAGACGAAUAUGACAACCUCACUGAGCUCGACACCACCACAGACACGCUAUAUUAAUUUGCAACUUCUUCCGAUUCCUGAGGAGUCGUACACUUCUCCUACAAGUUCAACCACAAGCUGCACAGCGCAUACCCAUAGUAACGACAGCAACCAAGAAAAUACCGCUAAUUCUGCAACGCCAUAUAUUUCUUUAAAACAUACCUGCCCGACCAUACAAUCGCCACUUAGUGAGCGAGUCGUGACUGAAAACCAUAAUUCCAAUUUCACUUCACCAACUAACGCGACAACAUCCAAUAAUUCAAAUUCCCAACAACCACCUAUAUCUUCAAUGAUUUUUUCACCUACAUCAAAUCUGCCGAAUUAUGUGCUUAAUGGUGAAGCGCCACAUUUGGGCAUAAUGUCACCGAAACGCAAACACAAAGAGAAGAUAGACUGGUUAACAAAAAUACGGAAACAAAAAUUGAUGUCCUCUCGUAGUGCAACGCUGACCGAAAAAAUGAUAGAAGACUGCAAUGGAUCACAGUCUCCGAUAGCUUCUACGUCAUCACGACUACAAAAUUUGCGUACAUCGGACGCUAGUCCGCGCGUCAAUGUCACUCCACGACGACGUAAGUCGAGCGGAAAUCGUGACAUGCUUGGCCAUGACUCACCAUCGACGUCCCACCAUCAAGCUUCACAUCACCCAAAAACGCCAACGUCCAGCCGUCGCAACAGUGAGACUACAAUUUUGCGAUUUUUCAGCGUUCGCACACAACAACAAAGUGACACAACCGAGUCCGCAACACCUGCUGCAAGCGCUACAGAAAUUCUUGGAGACCUGCAACCUUUGACCAUAUCAGCUGCGAGCUCCAGUACGCUUGAUAGUGCCAACAGAAGUAUAGCUUAUAAUACGUCUACACACUCUCAAGCCACGACCAGCUGUAAAGAGUGACUAUACUAUUUAGGUAUAUUAUUUCCAUAUUUUUAGUUUCGCGCUUGCUAUUUUUGUAUUAAGUAUGUUAUCAUGGCAUGUGAAAUAUUGUGGAUACACCCAGACGUGAAUCCACCGUUAUUUACUUUUUAAAAAAGUUAUUAUAGUAUUUAAGAUUUAUUUUUCGCAUAAGUAGUUUUAAGUGUAACAGAUAGACUUUUCUAAAGUAAAAUAGAAAAUUUAAGACUUU
This is a messenger RNA of Zeugodacus cucurbitae (melon fly), 2801 nucleotides long. It is a transcript of the gene l(2)dtl, whose product is annotated as protein lethal(2)denticleless. Gene Ontology annotation, biological process: mitotic G2 DNA damage checkpoint signaling; proteasome-mediated ubiquitin-dependent protein catabolic process. Bases 146 to 2572 code for a protein of 808 amino acids. Gene Ontology annotation, molecular function: protein binding; protein-macromolecule adaptor activity. Gene Ontology annotation, cellular component: nucleus. Lineage: Eukaryota; Metazoa; Arthropoda; Insecta; Diptera; Tephritidae. The record is from RefSeq and is a predicted model, not a curated record. The transcript is spliced from 4 exons.